Messenger RNA from Molossus molossus (Pallas's mastiff bat), 4193 nucleotides. RefSeq names its product NGFI-A binding protein 1 (gene NAB1). Gene Ontology annotation, molecular function: transcription factor binding; transcription coregulator activity. Bases 282 to 1745 code for a protein of 487 amino acids. Lineage: Eukaryota; Metazoa; Chordata; Mammalia; Chiroptera; Molossidae. The record is from RefSeq and is a predicted model, not a curated record. Gene Ontology annotation, cellular component: nucleus. Gene Ontology annotation, biological process: negative regulation of DNA-templated transcription. The transcript has 8 exons.
CCGCCGUGGCCCGCGCGCCCGAAAACGGAGGAGCCGCCACGGCGGCCGAGUGAGCGCCGUCGGGGCUGGCGGGCGGGAAGAAGCGGCGGGUCGGAGCUUGGGGGGAGCAGGAGAGCGCGCCCACCACCUUCCCUUCCCCCCUCGAUGGGAGCGGGGGCGUCCCGGCCGCCGCUGCAGUCUGUGGAGGGAGAGCCGGGAGCCGUCACUUCGGAGUUGGGGCUGAGCAGCCUUCGGGGGAGAGCGCGCCAAGACCGCUGGCCGAGUUAAGCACACCCACAGUAAUGGCUGCGGCCUUACCCAGGACCCUGGGGGAGUUGCAGCUGUAUAGAAUAUUACAAAAGGCCAAUCUGCUUUCUUAUUUUGAUGCCUUUAUCCAACAAGGUGGUGAUGAUGUCCAGCAACUCUGUGAAGCUGGAGAAGAGGAAUUCUUGGAAAUCAUGGCCCUUGUGGGCAUGGCUAGCAAGCCCCUUCAUGUUAGAAGGCUACAGAAGGCUUUGAGAGACUGGGUUACAAACCCUGGCCUUUUCAAUCAGCCGCUGACUUCCCUGCCUGUUAGUAGCAUACCCAUCUAUAAAUUACCAGAGGGAUCACCAACGUGGCUGGGAAUAUCCUGUAACAGUUAUGAAAGGAAUAGCAAUGCCCGGGAACCUCAUGUAAAAGUCCCCAAGUGUGCCGCCAUCACCUGUGUGCAGAGCUUGGGACAGGGGAAAUCAGAUGUGGUGGGGAGCUUAGCACUGCAAAGUGUUGGUGACUCCAGACUCUGGCAAGGCCACCAUGCCACUGAGAGCGAGCACAGCCUCUCCCCAGCAGACCUUGGCUCUCCAGCUUCCCCAAAGGAAAGCAGUGAGGCACUGGAUGCUGCCGCCGCGCUCUCUGUAGCUGAGUGUGUGGAGCGAAUGGCCUCCACACUGCCCAAAAGUGACUUGAACGAAGUGAAAGAGCUGCUAAAAACCAACAAGAAGUUAGCUAAAAUGAUCGGUCACAUCUUUGAGAUGAGCGAUGAUGACCCACACAAAGAGGAGGAAAUUCGAAAAUAUAGUGCAAUAUAUGGCAGGUUUGACUCGAAGAGAAAAGAUGGGAAACAUCUCACACUUCAUGAGCUCACUGUUAAUGAAGCGGCUGCUCAGCUCUGUGUGAAGGAUAAUGCCCUCCUGACAAGAAGAGAUGAACUUUUUGCCCUGGCUAGGCAGAUUUCUCGAGAAGUCACCUAUAAAUACACUUACAGAACCACCAAGUCAAAAUGUGGAGAAAGAGAUGAAUUAUCCCCGAAGAGAAUUAAAGUGGAGGAUGGGUUUCCUGAUUUCCAAGACUCUAUGCAAACCCUCUUCCAGCAGGCUAAAGCUAAGAGUGAAGAACUUGCUGCUCUUAGUUCACAGCAGCCUGAAAAGGUGAUGGCAAAGCAGAUGGAGUUCCUUUGCACCCAAGCUGGCUAUGAGAGACUGCAGCAUGCUGAAAGAAGACUGUCUACAGGACUUUACAGGCAAAGCUCAGAAGAGCACAGCCCUAAUGGCUUGACUUCUGAUAACUCUGAUGGACAAGGAGAAAGACCUUUGAAUCUCCGAAUUCCUAAUUUACAGAACAGACAACCCCAUCAUUUUGUGGUUGAUGGAGAGCUGAAUAGACUUUACUCCAGUGAGGGAAAGUCUCACUCAUCAGAGAGCCUUGGGAUUUUAAAAGACUACCCUCACUCAGCUUUUACUUUUGAAAAGAAAGUCAUCAAAACAGAGCCUGAAGAUUCAAGAUAGCUGUGAUUUUCCCACUGUUCUCUGGAAAUGGCAUCAGUUUUAAGGAUAAUGCUCCAUCAUAGAAAUAAGCCUUAAUAACCAGUGUUGCCUCAUUCAGCUCAAACAGAUUUCAUAGCCAAAGCAUAAGGACUAAUACAGUAGUCUGUGGACACCAGGAAGAAAAAACAACAGCCACAGAUGAAAAAAAAUUGAAAGAAUGUUGUAACAGAAAUAAUGAUCCAUUCACAUUCCUGUGUAAGUCGUUUUAUGUGGAAAGGCUUACAAAUUAGUAUUGUAAGCAUUUAUUUAAGAAUGUACAAUGUAUUUGUGUAAUUUAUAGAAGUAAAAUCUAGGUAUUGAGACCUGUUUGGUCUAGUAGAUAUGAUACAGUUUAUUUUACUUGAAAUUUCAUUGUCUACUUUAAGUGUAUUUAGCGUAAAUAUUAUAUGUCAGAGUUUAGAAUCUUUACAGUCAUAAAAUAGAAAGUUUAAGUAAUGUAGUUAUUGGCAGGGUUGCAGUGACUUUGGAAAAAUGGAAUUUUGCAAGCAGUUUAAACCAAGGAAAAUGUUGUGGAUUUAAUCAUUGGUGAAACUGAUUUUGUUUAAUAGAAAAUGUGUCAUUUAUAGUAAUAAAGUGUCAUUUUUGCUGGCUUAUCAGGCACAUGUACACAAUUAAUAAAUACUGGAGUAAAGUUAAAAAGAUGAGAAAUACAAUAGGAAAUAUUUCUUAACCUAGUUGCCCCAGGUUGCAUUAUAUGAUAGCUACCUUAGGAUAUAACAAAAAUAGGGAGCUAUUACUACUUGGACCGAGAACUUGAAACAAGUGGACUGAUGUGUAAAGCCUUGACUUAAACAUUGCAAUUUCUGAAUGUGUGAAAUAGUAAGUAAUAGUAAGUUAAGACAUAGUAAGUUAACCCUAAAUGUGAUGAGGAGGGUGACUGCUAACAAAGGCUGUAAUAUAAAGUAAAUACCGUUUUAUAUCCAGAAAUUCUUCUCUACAUACUGGAGUCAGAGAAACAAGAUAGCUCUCCCUAAGGAAUGUUUUCCCACUCAGACCUUCACAGCUGUGGACAGCACUACAUCCACGUUUGCAGGCAUAUUUCUAUAGCGGUUUAGUUGACACGUAUUAUUUAUUUUAUAAUUUCAUUCUUGUACACCUUUCAGAUUUGUGAAUGCAGUUUUUUCUUAAAAUUCAUUUUCACUUGAUAGCAUAUUUUAAUUCCCCCUAUUUAGUUAAUGGGCUGUGUGCAUAUAUAUGGGGGUAUGCUUAAAUGUUAAUAAUAUACUUCCAUACUUAACGAGAAUUUCACAUUGGACUCCAUAGUAAAAAAACAAAUACUACUAUUACCAAUUUUUUUUUCUGUUGGCUUAAGAAGAGAAGAUAUUUGACAGAUUUACCUACUUCCUCCACAUUAAUCUAAACCCAGAUAUUGCUGAGAAGAGCAUAUUGAAUUGGAAUAUGUGUUUUUUUUUAUUUGUUUUGUUUUCAGCUCUGCUCUAGGUCAUAAAUGUGUAAAAAAUACUAAGUCAUAAUCUGUUAUACUCAAAUUCAUCAGCCAAAUGUUAGAUGAAAUGUCUGUACUGUAGUUCUGAUCACUGUUACAUAUAUAAUUGCUUUUUCAUUUUGAUUUGUAGAAUAGCUUUAUAGUAGAAACACCAGUAAACAACUUCUAUACUAUUAAAAGGCUCUUUCCCUUCCUAAAUGUUUUCAUUGUACCAUAGUGUUUUGCCCACUGAAGAAGCUUUUUAUGGACCUUGCAACUCCGUUGCUGGCUUGAGGUUGAUUAUUGUGGUUGUAUUGUUCACUGUGUUUAGAAAUAGUAUGAGUAUGAUUUAAAUAGAUUAUUCAGUUUUUAAUAUUAGCCAUAGAACUGGUUAGUAUCUCAGUAGUUUCAUGAAACGUUUCCUGUAUUCUAAUCUACUUUGAGAAAUUCUGUGGGUUUUUUAAAAUUGUGUCUUACAAGUUCAAGUUUGUAGAUUUUAAUAAGCAACACUUUUAAAGAUGCUGUAAUCUUCCAACUAAUAUUUAUGUCUUUCAUGGCCCCACAAACUGCAUCUUUAAAUCCAUAAAUAAGUUUCCUUAAGUAUCAGACUUUUCUGAUCUUUCAAGCUUAGUGAUAAGAAGGAAGCACAAGAAAAAUUUCAGUAGAAUACAGUUUUUAUUUUGUAAACACUAAUGUAUUAAAUUUGCUAUACAUUGAAGCAAAUAAUAUAUAUUUUUAUUUGAAUUGUAUAUAUGAAUUGGAUGUUAUAACAGUUUGUUUUCUUCAUUGUGUUAGAGGUAUUUUCACUGAACAAGGUCAAUUGGUUACCUCAGUAUUACAACCAAUCUAGUCCAAGGGACCAUUUCUCCCUCAGUCCGUGUUGUAUUUUAUUAUGUGAAGUCUGCGUUUCUGUGACUCUUAAAGCUGUUGGUGAGGUGGGACGAGUGCACUUGCUUCCUGUGGCAAUAAAGAUUUUGUGCCUCACA